Messenger RNA from Alexandromys fortis (reed vole), 1574 nucleotides. RefSeq names its product leucine rich repeat containing 26 (gene Lrrc26). Gene Ontology annotation, cellular component: extracellular matrix. The transcript is spliced from 2 exons. The record is from RefSeq and is a predicted model, not a curated record. The coding region runs from base 51 to 1043 and encodes 330 amino acids. Gene Ontology annotation, molecular function: protein binding. Lineage: Eukaryota; Metazoa; Chordata; Mammalia; Rodentia; Cricetidae.
UCCGAAGCCGCACAGGGAUCUAGGUCCCCUUGUCUUCUUGAGCAGCCCUCAUGCGGGGCUCUUUUUUCUUGCGGCUUCUGCCGCAACUGUCUCUACUGCUGCUGCUGUCGUUGAGGCGUGUCUGGACACAGGAGCACGCUGGAACCUUCCCUUCCAGAUCCCCGGUGGUCCCCGAGUGCCCCGAGGCAUGUUCAUGUUCACUUGGUGGCAAGGUCAAUUGCUCCGCACUUGAGCUGCCCACGGUACCAGCGGGCCUGAGCUGGAGAGUAAGCUCACUGCUUCUGGAUCACAAUCGCGUAAGCGCGCUGCCUCCAGGUGCCUUCGUUGGGGCGGACGCGCUGCUAUACCUAGACCUGCGGGAGAACCGGCUCCGGUCAGUACACGCUCGAGCUUUCUGGGGUCUGGGCGUGUUGCAAUUUCUAGACCUGAGCGCCAACCAGUUGGAAACUCUGUCUCCUGGCACCUUCGUGCCGCUCCGCGCGUUGCGUUUUCUUUCCCUAGCGGGUAACCGGUUGGCAUUCCUGGAGCCUUCGAUCCUGGGCGCGCUCCCAUUACUGCGCGUGCUCAGCCUGCAGGACAAUUCACUGUCUGCGCUCGAGGCGGGUUUGCUGAAUAGCCUGCCCACGCUCGACGUGUUGCGCUUGCGUGGCAACCCCUGGGCAUGCAGCUGCGCGCUGCGUCCGCUUUGCACCUGGCUGCGCAAGCACCCGCGUCCCGCUUCAGAAACUGAGACCCUGUUCUGCGUGUCUCCAAGACGCCAGACGCUCAGCCUACUGACAGCCUUUCCGGACACGGCCUUCAGACACUGCGCUCAGACACUCGCAGCGCGAGACCUGGCGGUGGUAUAUGCUCUCGGGCCGGUCUCUUUCCUCGCCAGUCUGGCCAUCUGCCUGGCAUUGGGCUCCGUGCUCACUGCCUGUGGUGCACGGCGGCGCCGCGGCCGCACCACAGUACGCCCCUUACUAAGGAGACCGCUGGAUCCCGAGGGUCCAACCUCCCAGGAGGAUGCUGGGAGCCCUGCAGCGGCUGCAACCCAAGCCUAAGGAGGCUGCGGUUGUUUCUAGCCCUCCCCCAGUGCUCUGCACUUUGAAAACUGUCCCCAAAUUCUUGGCCUCCCUUCAAACUCCCUGUAGGCGUCAACAAUAGACAAAAAAACCGGAAAAUUUCUGACAUUCCUUUAGGCAUCACCACUGAAUACCGGGGUUGGAGUAGCUGUGCGCGCCCGGUGUCCCUGGGGCAGAGGAGUAGCACGCUACUGCGCACCAGCGACACGGGGAAGGCACGCGCUUGGACACUGGGAGAGCAGGUCAUGUACAAGGUGGUGGGUGAAUGACACCCGAAUGGGAGGCGGAUGGCGCUCCCUGGUGCCCAAGGUGCGGGGCUCGUUGCGAGCCAGCGUCUGAGGAAGCCUAUUGUGGCUGCAAGCAGAAGAGAAGGCUCAGCCCUCUCGGAGUCUGGAGCCCUGGACAACUGGGAGCCAGAGAGCACCCCUGGGAAGCGCUGCCAGCAGGGCAGUGAGGGCUGGCACUGGGAAAUGUCAGGGCCAGCCCUGCGAAUGGGGUGGGGAAGGGUCG